UUGGAUUUUAAAUCGGAUUUACACGGUGGAUAAUGAAGGGUAGAUUCAUAAUCUAUAUAUAUUCAGCUGAUGAAACGUUUCAUAGCUAGGAAUCAUAAAUUCACCAUACUUCUUCUGGGGAAGUAUAAAAUAGUUGCUUAUUGUCUCUGCCCUAUUCCUGUAUUCACUCCUAUGGAUUCAAUACAUGGACGUGAAUUAAUGGCCUGAUUUCCUUGGUUUCAUUUGGCCAAUUCUCUUGGUACAAGUGGUUCAUUAUUCUCUCAGCUACCAGCAGGCCAAUCAUAUUCGUUGAUGGCAGUACACAGAAACAAAAUCCACCCUCCCUCCUAAGUCUGGUUUGAGGUGUUGGUAUUUUGCGUAUGCAUUUUCUUUAUUAGGAGCUGCUUUAUUCUGCAUUUGGGUGGUCGUGAUCUUGUUAAAGCAGAAGUCGAUUAAUUUUUUCCUCCAACACUGAGAUUUGUAGGAGAACACAAUAUUUAAAAAACCCACCAACCAAUACCCUAAAUGGAAACACCUCUCAAGAAACCUAAGUUGGAACCCAAUGAUGAGAAUAAAAACAGUAAUCAUCACAACAGUCAUAUCAAUAACAAACAUCGAAGGCAGUCUUCUCCCGAAACUGCAGAAGGGCUAGAGGCAAUAGUGGCUCUGGUUGAGCACAGGCGCAAGGAGGUCACCCAAUUGACCAAUAAAUUGGAAAAUGUCAAGGCUCAGCUAGAGGAAGCCAAGCGAAAAUUAUCUGAUGCAGAAUCUCGAUUAACUAAGGUACAACAACCGCAACAAAAAAAUCAAGAGGCAUCCAAGACCAUUAGUUCAGAUGACACAGCUGUCAAAGUUAAAACAGAAGGUGUUUCGCCAAGCAAAGUUAAAACAGAAGGUAUGUCAGCAAGCCCUGCUCGAGAAGAGAGUAACUACAACUCUUUAUCGCGGACAAAGCCGACAAUGUUAAUUCCUUCUGCGGCAGCAAAAACGGGUUCAUCAAUGAGGUCAACAGAAGGCAACAAGACAAUACCAACAUCUAGUGGAAAAAAUGUCACUCCUAGUCGCAGUCAAUCUCAGUCUGAAAAUCCUAAGUCAAAGGGAGAUGUAUCUGCUGUCAAAUCUGCUAGUCAGUUGGAAAGCAGAGAUUCUCAAGAGAGGAGACCAAAGAGGAAAUUAGAGCAGAAGGCGCACACGGAAUUGAUUCCAAUCAUUCGUAGUAGCAGAAGUCCAGAAAAAGUUAGUUUCUAUUCAGGAAGCCUGAUCUCUAGUCAGCACAAGCGAAAACUUAGAAGCCUUGUUCUGAAUCCAACCAAUGAUCAACUCUUUGCAACUAGUGCAUUGGAUGGGCUUGUAAAUCUCUGGCAACUUCAAGGCAAAGGAUUGCAUGCAUCCUUGCUUAGUACAACUGAUUGCCAAUCUCCUGUACAAAGAAGAUGGCCAGAAGACAUGACCUGGCAUCCAUAUGGAGAUAGCUUGUUCUUGGCAUACACUGCAGAUGGUGGAGACAACCAAGUAUCGAUUAUAAAUCUGAAUGUUUCUAAGAAAAAGGUAACCUUCUUGGAAGAGAAGCCCCACAUAAAAGGUAUUGUGAAUAGUAUAUCAUUUAUGCCCUGGGAAGAUUUGUGCUUUGCUACUGGGGGCAGUGAUCAUGCUGUGAUUAUGUGGACUGAGAAGGAGGGUGGAGGUGGUUGGAAACCAAAAACAUUGCACAGAAACCAACACUCUUCAGCUGUUAUGGGAGUAGCAGGGCUGCAGCAAAAACAAAUUGUAUUGUCAGCAGGUGCAGACAAAAGGAUUGUUGGAUUUGAUGUGCGGGUUGCAAGAGCAGAUUUCAAGCACCAGUUGGAAAGUAAAGCUAUGGGAGUUCUGCCAAAUCCUGCUGAUUUCAACCUUUUUAUGGUGCAGACAGGGACACCUGAAAGGCAGCUCCGUCUAUUUGACAUACGAGUGCGACAGUCAGAAAUCCAUGCAUUUGGUUGGAAACAAGAGAGUAGUGAUUCUCAAUCUGCACUUAUCAAUCAAACAUGGUCACCUGAUGGUUUGUACAUAGCAUCGGGAUCUGUUGAUCCAAGAUUUCACAUUUUUGAUAUCCGUUAUAAUAGUAGUGGACCAUCUCAAUCUGUAUCAGCACAUAGUAAGAGGGUUUUUAAAGCAGCAUGGCAUCACUCAUUGCCUCUGGUUGUUUCGAUCUCGUCUGACCUUCAUAUUGGGUUGCACAAGUUGCACCAAAGUUCAAGCUGAGUCAAUGUUAGAUUGAUAGACUGAAAUUUGAGUUACUCUUACAUAAUAGAAAAGGUCAAAUCCUUUUUUGGUUUUGUUAGACACAGGUCAUACAAAAUGUCAAUCCAUUGAGGUUCUAUAUAAAAUCCAGAGGCCUUUUGUUUGAAUAAUUUGUAUAUGCAGAUUCUGUUCAUCUUUUAUUGGAAGCCCUUAAUAUAUGAUGAUAUCCACUGGCAAUUGCCAUCCAAACAA
Molecule: messenger RNA, 2451 nt
Organism: Cryptomeria japonica (Japanese cedar)
Lineage: Eukaryota; Viridiplantae; Streptophyta; Pinopsida; Cupressales; Cupressaceae
Exons: 7
Coding region: 505-2220 (571 amino acids)
Molecular function (GO): protein binding
Source: RefSeq, a predicted model, not a curated record